AUGCCUUUAACCCAGCAGGCUCUUUCCCAUGAACACCAUAAGAGUUCUAUGGAAGAGUUGUUGGAUGGAUCUCUGAAGCUAUUGGACGUUUGUGGGAAUGUGAAAGACAUUUUUUCAUACACAAAAGAAUGCAUCCAGGAACUCGAGCCAUCAUUCCGAAGGAGACAAGGAAAUCCUGCAUGGUCGAGUGAAGUCGAGGUAUACUUAAAAUCAAGGAAAAGAUUGCAGAACAUGGUCACAAAGCUUUUGGAUCAUUUGAAGAAGAUGAAGAGGAAAAACAACCUGAGAAGACCCUCGAAUCCUGAGGCUACUCUCAGCAUAUUAAGAGAAGCUGAAGAAAUUAGUUUAACAGUAUUCGAGUCCUUGUUACAUGUCCUUUUAGGGCCAAGGGAAAGAUUGAAGCCUUUCAGUUGGUCUUUGGUCUCAAAUAUGUUGUCACCUAAACACAUAUCAUGUGAUGAGAAAGAGGAAUACAAAAAAAUCAAAGGCUUGGAUGGUGAAUUGACCAUUCUGAAAUCUGCUAAAGAUGCUCAUCCCGGAGUAUACAAUGUUUCCAAGGGACUUGAGGCAUUGGAAUCGAGCAUUCGGAAAACAGAGGAGGACCUGGAAUGCAUUUACAGGAGACUUGUCAAAACAAGAGCUGCUCUCCUCAAUAUAAUCAACUGCUAG
Messenger RNA from Eucalyptus grandis, 669 nucleotides. RefSeq lists its product as uncharacterized. The record is from RefSeq and is a predicted model, not a curated record. The coding region runs from base 1 to 669 and encodes 222 amino acids. Gene Ontology annotation, biological process: shoot system development; root development. NCBI's taxonomy places the organism in Eukaryota, Viridiplantae, Streptophyta, Magnoliopsida, Myrtales, Myrtaceae. The transcript has a single exon.